AUCCACAUAUCUACCAGAGCCAUAUUUUUUCACCGCCGCUUUUAUCGCGCCAGCAUUAUUAGUGUCCAAGUGAAGUGUUUCGAGAGGCUCGGUGCUAAUAUCGCGUUAUCUGAUGAUGAUUGGUGUAUAACAUAGAAUCGGAACGUUAUGUGGGCGGUGGAACCGCCGCGUGUGAAUGGACGGCUCUCGGAUCGAUAGAGCUCAGUGCGCAGGCCCGCCUUAACAGAACACAGCUGGUGGCUUCGCAUCUUUCCUGCAACACUUCCACGAACUCAACCGCGUCUCAGUGCCUGUUGUGAAAUUAAAAGUGCCUGGCAGAUUGCGGAUAUGUUCGCGACCUCCCGCCGGCUCUAAACGAUGUGAUGAGCCGCCAGCGGCCGGCUCUGUGGGCGCUGGCGCUGCUCUGCACGCUGGCGUCCUCGCACGCCGAUGGAAACAUAGGUUGCUUAUUCAGCUCAACCUUGUGCAUAGAGGGCGCGGAGUGGUGCUAUGACGAUUUCGCCUUCGGGAAGUGUAUACCGAUCUACGAGAGCGAAGUGGAUGAAGGCGCGCUGUACCAAUAUGACAUGAGCUCGGAACAGCUGCAAUGGUUCGAGGAGGAGCUGCAGCGGCUAGCGUCCCGCGGUUACCGCUGGGAGCACGCCUACACGCAGUGCGUGCUGCAGGCAAUGCUGUACACGCUACGCCAGGACCUAGACCCAACAAAGAUCAAUCAAAAAAUAUGCGACCAUUUCGUGGACCCCAAACUAGGUUCCGAUGUCGCUGAUACAACUGAAGAAGAUAAUGAACCCGAUGAACAAGAGGCCUACAUUCGUUUUACUCCUAACUCUCAACUUGACUCAAAUUAUGCCAAUGAGGUGUAUAGCCCUCCGUUAACCGACGAGGAAGCUGCUGAACUUCUUAUUCCAAAAGGGCCCAUAAUAUCUGAUGAAGAUCAAGUAAUCUCAGCUGAAGAAACCCCAAGCGAUAAAUUACGCGAUCUAAUGUUAAUGAGUGGAGACGAAGAGUCUCCUGUCAUUCUACCUUUUGAGGGUUUUCGAGAGAGAAUUAGGGCUGCUCAAAAAGCUAGAGCCGCUGAUCCCGAAGCGUAUGCCAGCGCUAUUGUGGAUAAAAUAAAGAAGUCUUUGCCUAUAAUUAGCGCAAAUAGAGCUGAAGAUACCGGAGGAUAUGAUGAAGAGCGCCUAGGUGCUCAUUAUAGAAAGAUGAAAGUAAAAGCACCUCCGUUCACGGCUGAGUAUAUCCUCGGAAAUAAUGUAUCGCCUCUUGAUGCAGAGGUGCUCUCAAACGCCCAAGAAAAGUACAAACAAAGCUUCGCUGAGAAAAAUUUCCCAUUUGAAUAUGAAAAUCCUAGCGAUUUACCUGAACAAAGAAUUUACUUCGACGAUAUGGAAGAGGUACCCUAUGAUAUGGGUAGCGGAGAGCUUGAAAACUGGAAAGAUCUCAAUAUCCCGGAAUCUGAGGCGAAACAUUCCAAGAAUAUGGAGUACUUGGUGAAUUACUGGCGCCAAAUUGUUGAUUCCAAAUUAAAGCCGCAAGGAGCUCUCUAUGCUGAAGGUGGUCCCCUAAAGGCUGAGGAUUUGCAAGGUGAAAAUUCAAAAUUUUACCCCGAGGAUUUUCAAGAUUUACUAACUAAAGAUUGGGGGUUUAUGCGUAGGGAACGAGAUGAUGUUAAAAAGCCUGGGCCUCGCCUGGACGCGAAAGUCCUAAAGCAUUAUUUGCACCAGAAUAAGUCAGUGACAGGUCAAGGCACGCCUAGCGCACAAAAGUUUACCGGCGUCCAUGAUCACAAUGACUACGAUUACGAUCCUUCUUAUGCGUACGUCCUCUUCAAAAACCGGUUGUUUAACAAUUGGGAUGUCGGCGUCUCUUUUAUCAAAAAAAUUGAAGAAAAACUGGGAUUAGAGGACAAAACUUUCACAAAUCCUCGAGUGGACAAGGGAGAAGUAACGUUCAAAGUCGAGAAGAAUAGUAAGGGAUAUGAUGCAAGCACUGUAGCUAAGCGUAUUGAUGACAUCAAAGACGAGUUACGGCGUGAGACUGGUGUUAAAAUUUUGGCAACAGGUGUCGGAGAUCGAAGCAAACGACCAAUAAUAGAGCAUUCAGAGUCUUCUGAGACUCAAAUAUUCGGCUUGGAGCUCCCAGUGCUGAUGGCUCUAGUGGGCAGCUUGUCCGUUCUUCUGGUGGGUGGCGUAGUGUUCGCUGUGCUGCUGAAACGAGACCUGAACGGGAAGAGGAAGAUGCAGGGACUGUCAUCGGCUGCUGACAUCGACGCUGAGGCUACUAGAGACUACCAAGUAAAGGAGCUGUGUCGCGCGCGCAUGUCUGGCAAGUGGUCGGGCCAGCAGACCACUACCGCACCGCACCCAGCUGACCCCCCUCAGCGGAUCACCUCGCUGUCACGGGAACCUGACGGCAACUCGCCAUCCACUCGCUCCAGCACUUCAUCCUGGAGUGAGGAACCAGCAUUGACUAACAUGGACAUAUCUACUGGACACAUGGUUUUGGCAUACAUGGAAGACCACCUCCGCAACAAGGACCGCCUGGAGCAGGAAUGGCGCGCCCUCUGCGCAUACGAGGCCGAGCCAUGCGCCACCAACGCCGCCAUGAAGGAAGAGAACACCGGCAAGAACCGCUAUGCUGACGUCUUACCUUACGACCACUCGAGAGUUACGCUAAACAAGCUGUCUAACCAUCUCGGCUCGGAUUACAUCAACGCUUCUACUAUUACGGACCACGAUCCUCGUAACCCAGCCUAUAUCGCCGCCGCGGGUCCUCUAGCUCACACGGCGCCCGACUUUUGGCAGAUGGUUUGGGAGCAGGGCAGCGUGGUGAUGGUGAUGCUGACUAGGCUGACGGAGAAUGGACAACAGCUAUGCCACCGAUACUGGCCUGAGGAAGGCUCCGAGCUCUACCAUAUCUAUGAGGUCCAUCUUGUGAGCGAGCACAUCUGGUGUGACGACUACUUAGUCCGGAGCUUCUACCUGAAGAACCAACGUACUGGCGAGACCCGUACCGUCACCCAGUUCCACUUCCUCUCCUGGCCCGAGAAUGGCGUACCAGCAUCUACCAAGGCGUUGCUCGAGUUCCGAAGGAAAGUCAACAAAUCGUACAGAGGGAGGUCUUGUCCUAUCGUGGUUCACUGCAGUGACGGAGCCGGCCGCUCGGGCACCUACUGCCUCAUCGACAUGGUACUCAACCGCAUGGCCAAGGGCGCGAAGGAGAUCGAUAUCGCAGCCACACUCGAGCAUAUCCGAGACCAGAGGCCGAGGACUGUCGCCACCAAGCAACAGUUCGAGUUUGUGCUGAUGGCUGUCGCUGAGGAGGUACACGCUAUACUGAAAGCUCUACCGGCCCAACUACAACAAAUGCAAGAAAAGAAGGACAAGGAAAAGGACAAAGACAAAGAAAAGGAAGGCUCCGAGAAAGAGAAGCCUAACAACUGAACACUUUGCUAUUCGUCGUUGUUGCGUUGAUCACUGUAAUAUUUGUGUGUUUCCAAUUCCAGGCUGAGAAUUUCGCUGAUUCGUCUAUUUAUUGUCUACGUUCAUUUAUAAUAUUUUAAACUUUCGCGUUUUGAACACAUAUUUAACUCACAUUUAUCGGCUUUUCGUUGGGUAGUUGCACAAAUCUCUUUUGACAUUUUUCUGGGACAUCAGUCAGCCGCGACCACGACCAGUGAAACCUGUGUCGAAACGUAGGUAAAUCAAGGUAAUUAAAUAAAAUUCGCGUAGACCCGUCUAUAAAUGUGAGUUAAUAUACGUUCAUUUAUUUAUUGUGUAAACAAAUCUAUCCGAAAUUCUCAACCUUGACGACAAUAAAGCAAACUGGGCGCGAUUACAAAAUGGACUUCUUGACUUAUUAAGUUAUUACAACGGCCGUUUAGGUCGUAACUUAGUAUAUUUUAUCACUACAAACUUAGGACAUAAAUAGCGUUAGUUGUAACUUCCCAUUGGCUGUAAGUACAGUCGCGGAUAUAGACAUGUACCUACACAAAUUCACAUUUUUCAUGAUAUCGGGUGCAAAAGAAUAGGUACAUGUUUAUAAAAGUGACAGUACAGACGUACUUAAAACGCUACAUCAUCUAUUGUUGCCGUAUAUCUUGGCAUUUAUUUUUUUACAGCUUUUUAACUGCGAGAGUAAAUAUUUUCAUAAGGAUAUGCAUAAAUAAUUUUACGGUUCAUACCUAAAUUUACUUACAUAAUACCUGUCCAAACUAUUUAUUUAUUGACAAAUGGAAGUAUUUUAGAAAUAUUAUGUUAUUAAUAUAACCUCCUUAUUUAAAUGAUGUAAUUGUAUGCCUAACGCCUAUUAUAUUUAUAACUAUUACCUAAGUAUAAAUCAUGUACCUAAUGUACUUAUAUAUGUAUGUUAUCAUCGUCAUCAUGUUUUGUUGUAAAAAAUAAUAUAUAUUACGGUCAAUUGUUGAGGUGUCUAAAAUGUCCAAAUCUAAUUUGCAAGCAUUUAAUUAUUUAUGAUUAUAAUUUUGUAACGAAGACCCAAUCAUGUACAGUCAGCUACAAAAGUAGCUACGCUGACAAAGUAACUGAUAUGAUCUGCACCAGCUCUUAUUCUCUUGGCUAUAGGGAGUAAUGAAGAUCAUUUGAGUUAUUUGUUCGAGCAGCUACUUAUGCUGCUGAGUGUACUACACAUUUCGAACUCUUGCAUACCUAUCGUGGACGCCCAGCCCGUCCACGACUGCAUUUUGUUAUUUUAUAAUAAAAUGCCCGCAAGAGUCUCGAGAUGACCAAAUAGAAUUAUAGUAAAGCUCGCCUAAUACGAACAUGUUUUAUACGUACGUAAUACAUAAGUAAGUAAUAGGUACGUAAUAAUUUUCCACAUGUCCUCAGGCGUAUAUGAUCGUUAUAAUAUUCUGAGUCCUCAUGCGACUCUCCGCACCUGUUUCCAGUUCAAUCCUUUAAAUCGUAUUAUGCGGGUUUUACUGUUAUAAUGCAGUUUUGAACAUACUAUUGCAUAUUUGAUACGAAUGUUUGGAUAUCUUUAAUCAAAUGUUGAUCUUUGUCUUAAAAAAAUACAAAAACAUAUUUUUAUUCUACUGUGCAUGGGAUGCAUUAGCUGUGAAUCGAUCUAGUCUAUGAGUAAAUUUAAUAUUUUAUCGUUAAAUUUAUCGCGUUGUCUAUGCUUUUUAAUUAUUGGAAGGCGCAAGCUGCUCCGAGUACAAGCGAUGAUUUAGGUAGAAAUCAAAUUCGGGAUAAGAAACGUUUGGGAAUUUCUGCUAGGUGCUUCAUGUCACGAAGGCGAGGGAACUUACCAAAGUCAGAUUUAACUUCUUGAGAGUAUGAGCUUAUUUGCAUUCAUACACGACACAAAUUCGUGCGUAAUAUCAUUCUCUUGUAGUCAUCCGUGUUAUAUACCUCCAGAUAGGCAGUUAUUUAUUACCACAAGCAGCCAAGCGCACUGCGGCCACGAAUAUAUUUAGUGCUUGGUAGCCUCAAAAGGACCCCUGAUGAAGUCCGAAACGUAGGCAGCUAUAACACUGGCAUGCCUUCGUGAAAUGAAAAUAGCUUACAUUAACUCCCAUUUUAUUCUAGGUAAGCGUUUAAAGACUUGUACUGGACAGCUGCAGCCCUAAGUUAAUUGUCGAUGGCUGCUAGAGGCGUUGUUUCCCGUUCUUUAUUUAAGUUUUACCUUUAUAUGUUUAACGUUGUAAACAUCCAAGCAAUUUUUACAAUUGCAUUGAACCAGAAGAGUGGACAUUUAAUGUCCUCGGCCGAAUCAUAUCCUGUACGAACGGAAUACCUGAUAAUGUUUAAUCUGAAUUAACGAGAUCAAAAUAAAUAUUUACAGAUCGUAGCUGAAACUAUAGAGAUCAUAAUAAGUAUCUAUAUGCAUAAAAUUUAUGUAAGAUUAUAUUUAUUGAAAUGGAAAAUGUAAAAAAAAUAUUACCCACGAAAUUAAAAAUGUAGAUUAGAUUUAGGGCAAAUAUAUUAAUCGUAUUUCUGUAUGAAAUUAUAUGUAGUUUUUAUGUGGAUGAUUGAA
Messenger RNA from Cydia fagiglandana, 5997 nucleotides. RefSeq names its product receptor-type tyrosine-protein phosphatase N2 (gene IA-2). Bases 363 to 3443 code for a protein of 1026 amino acids. NCBI's taxonomy places the organism in Eukaryota, Metazoa, Arthropoda, Insecta, Lepidoptera, Tortricidae. The record is from RefSeq and is a predicted model, not a curated record. Gene Ontology annotation, molecular function: protein tyrosine phosphatase activity. The transcript is spliced from 23 exons. Gene Ontology annotation, cellular component: synapse; secretory granule. Gene Ontology annotation, biological process: protein dephosphorylation; regulation of secretion.